AAAUUUGAACGUAACUUGGCAACAUUGUCCGCAUUGCGCACGUUUGGUUUAGUCAAGGUCAGUUUUUAAAUCAUAAAACGGCAGUUGGUUUCGAAAUAUGGCGCGGUCAACAUAAUAGUGCAGUUUCAAGUGAAAACGGUUGUACCAAAGUGUUUUAAGAAGUGGAUUACUGGCCAAAAAAUGAAAUGCCACGAAAUUACAUAAAAAAGAGGCCACCGUCGUCACACACCCCUGAAGACAUGGCUAGGGCUGUAGAAGAUAUUUUGAACAGAAAUAGAAGUUACCAACAAGUCGAGGACCACUAUAGUAUUCCAAAAGCGGUAGUUUUUAACAGAAUUAAAGGGCGAAAAACUGCAAUUAAGCAAAUUAGGGUCUGGACGGUCACAAGCGCUUAGCUUUGACAUCGAACGUGAUUUAGAAAACUGUAUUAGGGCGCGAGCACGAAUGGGCAUUCUAUGUGACAAAGAAGAUGUAAAACAAGUUGUGGCUGAAUAUGUGCGUGUAACUAAUUUAAAAACCCAAUUUGUCAAAGGAACCCCUGGAGAUGAUUGGUACUAUUCAUUUAUGAAAAAGCAUCCAGGAUUGUCAGUUAAGAAACCAGAGUUGCUACAAAAGUGCAGAAAAGAUUCCAGGGAUCCCUUCGUCGUUUAUGAUUUUUACACCGACCUGGUCCAACUUUUUGGAGAAAACACAUUGGAGAAUAAACCAGCUUUUGUAUUCAACUGUGAUGAGACUGGGUUUUGUCACGAUCCGACUAAAUUCAAGGCGAUUGGGGAAAAGGGAAAGGCGCUGUCUAGAAUAUCAGCGGGUUCAGGCAGAGAGUCCACCACGGUACUUGCGUGUAUUGCCGCAGAUGGAUCUUACCUUCCACCUUUAAUAGUAUUUAAAGGAGUAUACUUGUUCCGGUCACGGUUGGAUGGAGGAGCCACAAUUUUUUGAAUGGUUGUCCACAGUUUUUGUUCCUCAUGUACAGUCUACACGAGCUUCUCAUAACCUACCUAAUCAAACCGCCGAAAUUUUGACUACCCCACAAGUUCUAGAGAAAAUGGAAAUUGCUCAAAAGUUAAGAAAUCAAAAGAAAGGGAUCAAUAAAAAGCAAAAAGAUGACAAUGAAAACAAAAUUAAAAUGGCACAUAGUAAUAAAAAAAGGGCUGUUCAUGAAGAAGAAGAAAUUCAAGAAGAAUCAAUAGACGAAUCUGCUUUGUAUCAAGAUGACUCUUCUGAUGAUGAUCUCUUAGAAUCAGUCAUUGCUGAAUCAACAGACGAAAUUGAAUAUCAUGAACCAGUUUGGAGUGAACUAAAACCAGGGUUAUUUGUAUUAGUAGAGUUUAAGGGAGCGCAGAGAAAUACAAUCCAAUACAAGUAUGUAUGUUGUAUACAAAGCAUCGAUCAAGAAGAUGGAGAUAUUGUGGUUUAAGGGUUCGAGAGGUUAAAUUCUGUAUCAACAGAGUCUAUUCAGAAGCCAAAUGAUGUAAGUAACGUAACAUUCAAGAUGAUUAAAGCAAUGUUACCAGAUCCAAACCUCGAAUAUCGUGAUAGAAAAAUUAUUUAUAUUUUUCCUGGGGCAGUUGCGGUGUAUGAAAAAUAAAACUAUAGAUUUUUAUCUGUAGCGAUGUUAAAAUAAUAGGCUGGCAUAGGUUAAGUCUACUGUUUAGUGAGCUAAUAGCUGUUUUUGAACCUUAAGUUUUUGUGGUUACUUUGUUCUUCUUUUGCAAUUAAAAAUUUGUAUAUAUUUUUU
Sitophilus oryzae (rice weevil) is the source of this 1738-nucleotide messenger RNA. RefSeq lists its product as uncharacterized. The record is from RefSeq and is a predicted model, not a curated record. Bases 445 to 939 code for a protein of 164 amino acids. NCBI's taxonomy places the organism in Eukaryota, Metazoa, Arthropoda, Insecta, Coleoptera, Curculionidae. The transcript is spliced from 3 exons.